This is a messenger RNA of Tetranychus urticae (two-spotted spider mite), 2732 nucleotides long. RefSeq names its product rab5 GDP/GTP exchange factor. Gene Ontology annotation, biological process: vesicle-mediated transport. Gene Ontology annotation, molecular function: guanyl-nucleotide exchange factor activity; small GTPase binding; zinc ion binding. NCBI's taxonomy places the organism in Eukaryota, Metazoa, Arthropoda, Arachnida, Trombidiformes, Tetranychidae. Gene Ontology annotation, cellular component: endocytic vesicle; cytosol. The record is from RefSeq and is a predicted model, not a curated record.
CUCACACAAUUUGUCGAUUUACAUGAUGUACAUCAAUUUCCCAAUUAAAUUAUCGCGGUUCAUUCUGAGCGAAUGAGAAGGAAGAAAAAUACAAAAAUAAACAUAAACAUAAGAUGACUUCACCUUCCCUUCCUCCAUAUCUUUUCACUGUGUUUACUCUGUAUUCUUUUGGUGUUCACAAAUGUCUUUUAAAUCAACUUGAUUUGCUAACUAGUCUGCUUUAAUUGAUGUUGUUAUUUGUAAAUAUAUAUGCCAUCUAUACUCAUAGCAUUUCUAAUUAGCUGAUCAACUAAGGAAUUACAGUGGCAAAAAAACGGAAAGGUGUACUGACAAAUCCUUUGGAUUGAAAUGAUGAUGAAAAAGACUGGUAUUGUUUUUGAUGAUAAAAAUCUUCUUUGUAAAGCCAAUUGUGGCUAUUAUGGUAACCCAGAAUGGGAUGGAUUUUGUUCAAUGUGCUAUAAAAAUCGUUCCUCUCUAAUCAGAUCAACAUCAUCACCAUCUAAAAAUUUUAGUAAAAGUGAUUCACUGGCAUCUCUCAAUGAAAGUUUACCUGGUCUAACAUCCCGCCUCUCGCCAAUUCUGGGCUCAUCUGGAUCGCCAAAUUCAUCUUCAUCUUCCCAUCUAGCAUCAUCCUCAACAGGUCAUCCAACUUCAACUUCUCCGUCAAGUUUCACGAAAUUUGAGGAAAAAAAGAAACAACAAGUUGAAAAACGGAGUAAAACUUUGCGAUCAAUUUUUAAGCUUUCUUCCCGUGGUUCAUCAGGCCUUAGAGAUGGUUCAAACUCUAAAUUAUCUACCGGAUCAAUUAAUUCUUCCUUACCAGCAUCUGCAGCCAGUCGUUUAACAGCGUUAAAGCAGCAAAAUUUUUUUAGUCUUGAUUCUUUAUCAUUAGCUGGCGAUGAUGUUCUUAACCGAAUAACUUCAAGCUCUGUUGGCUCUAGUGUAUUAGGAACUUUAACGUCUAGCAAUUCUACUGACGGUCCACUGGAAGAUAUUCAUAAACAAGUUGCCAAAGUUAUUGACAAGUUACACAAUUUGUCGACUAUCGAAGAAAUGAGUGAAGUCGUUUAUGAAUUUUAUACUUCGAUGGCUGAUCGUUUUGCAUCAAAUGCAAUAUAUGAGGAAGUUGUCCAAGAAUCUAUUGACCAAUUAGUUGAUUAUACUGAAACUAGGCUACUCAGUACACUGUACAAUCCAAUUUUUACCCGAAUUUUGACUGAAGAUGAGGAAAAAGAUCUUAAAAUGCAAAAGCGAAUCAAAAGUCUCAAUUGGAUUAUGACGGAACACCUUGAAUUGGAGCUUGAUUUAAGGAAUCCAGAGAUACGAGAUUUAUUAGAUAAAGCAAUAUCUGAUAUAAUUGAAAUGGGAUCAAAACAAAUUCCUUUAGAAAAAUUAGAAUGUAUUGUUAACUGCUCCAAAGCUAUAUUUGAAUUAUUACAAGUUGCGCGAAAUGGCCCUGUCUCUGCUGAUCAAUUUCUUCCGGCUUUAGUAUUUGUUGUUAUUAAAGCUAAUCCGCCAUUACUCCAUUCCAAUAUUAAGUUCAUUAAUCGCUUCUCGAAUCCAAGGCGCCUGAUGUCGGGAGAGGCUGGUUAUUAUUUCACCAACCUCUGUUGUGCUGUUGCUUUUAUUGAGAAACUCAAUGGUGAAUCUCUUAACCUUCCCGAAGAAGAUUUUCAAAUUUACUUGAAUGGUGAAGCUCUUCCUCCUGGUUAUAUUCAACAAUCAGCUUAUCUUAGUGAACCAUUGAGAAUUAUGUAUAGUAAUGCUGUUCUUCUUAAAUCAUUGACGGAAAAACAUACCACCUUUGAAACAGAAGUUCGUGAAUUGAAAGAGAAGAUGAAAUCUUUUCGAGAUUCAAUGAUGUCCAAAAUUGAUUCUGUAUCGAAAAUGCCUCAAAUUACUGUGUCUCAAGAGCUUAGGAGAAAAGUGUUUGGAUCAAGAGUAACAUUAAGUCCUCUCUAUGAUGAUUUAACUCAACCAAACAAAGAAGGUAUUCUGGUUCAAAUUGAAGAUUUUCCUCCAUCAUCAAAUUCAUCUACAAAAUUAACAGCACCAUCACCACCACCACCACCUUCAUCGUCUUCACUAUCAAACACAAAACCAGCUGUAAAUACAACGAAUGAGGAUUCAGUUUCCUCAAACAGUGAUUUACUCAACAAUCCAUUAAUGUCUGGUCAAUUUGAUGCUGACUCAGACCAAGUUAAUCUUCCAGAGCCUUUGUUACCUGAAAUUAUACAAAAAUGAUUCUAUCUGACUAAAAACUUCUUGUUAUCAAUUUCCUAGAAAUCAUCAUUGUGGUUAAAUCCAAGAAAAUUUUAACUCAUGUCCAUAUGGAUUUUUUUUCUGUAUGAUUUAUUAAGUUCCUUUUCAUGUCAAUAUUUUUUUUUCUUCCAAUGUUUUACUCUAGAAACAUCUAGUCUCGUCAGUAAUUAUGUAAUUAUUCAUUGAGGAAGUUUUCAGAAUAUUCAGAUUAUCAUUAAUUUUCAAAAUUUUGAGAGCCGAAUCAACAGUUUCAUGCUUAAGUUGCUCAGCAUUGAAUUGUUUGUGGUUAAAUUUAACUGUAAAUUGUGUAUUGUUGUAAACAGACAAUUUCUGUCAGCUAAUCUAUUUUCCUUCGGUUUUCUUUCUUCUCCUGGUUUUUAAUUGUUUUCCAUCUCUUUUAAAGCAUUUUACUCAACAUUUAAAUGCACAAAUUUGAAAAUAAAGCAUUUACGAGAUUUUAUUCUAAUCCA